Molecule: messenger RNA, 22073 nt
Organism: Porites lobata
Lineage: Eukaryota; Metazoa; Cnidaria; Anthozoa; Scleractinia; Poritidae
Source: the annotation of a GenBank genome assembly
CUGAUGUCACAUAGAAGAUUGCGAAGUGUUAGAGUGUUACUUUCGUACGCGACAUGUCAUUGGCUGUUGAAGAGAAGGUAUCAAAUGAAUAAAACAUUUAUAAAAUGUUUUGUGAUUGGCUUCUCGGAAGAGAGUUGUGAAUCCGACUCUAGCUCUAGCGCCCAAUAUUGAUUGUCUGCGCUGUAAAUGCGUUGCAUAUUAGAAAAUUGUAGGGGAGCGUUGAAAUUUCAUUGACUUGACGGAAAAGUGCCUUGUUAAGGCAUCAGUUUUACCUCACAAACUAUCAGAGUGAUCAUUUCAGCGUUUGUCGUAUCACAGAGGGAUCUUCUUUGGCUUUUAUCGAAGUACGCUUGCACCAAAUUUUGUUGACUGGGAUGCCGCCAUUAUAGAAAGUGCAAGACAGGCUUUUUCAUGGUUCCUUUCCGUUUCAUUUACCUUGAAACUCCACCGCUUUGCUGAAGUGUAGCUGCAAUUAAUUGCAACCAACCUGGAUCCGUUAGACGAAUUCGACACGUCCAAAAUGGACGAUUUUAACGAUGAUGGUAGGUGGCUAUUUAUACAUCAGCUGCAUGUGUUGCAGUGUUGGCGACGAAAACCAAGAACAUGGCGUUACUUUUUGUAGAGAGAAAAUUAAAUUUGCCUGUUUGUUGUUCAGAUGACGGAAUGCCCGACAAGUCCUCCCACGGUCGGCUAAGGAAGAGAAAAGCAAACCAAAAUUUUGUAAUCAAGGAGUAAGUACAGACUUUUGUUAAACUUAAAUAGACGAACAAAAUUCCGUUGCUUCGCUUUGCAUUAUCCCUUUUCUUUGAAUUUUCUCUGUCUUUCCUUGCCUUAACUUAAAUGUUUAUGUUGCUGUUCAGAGAGGAUUCGGAUGACGAUGACAUUGAGGGAAAGGGAGACCACAAAAUGCCCAGGUACGCACCUUACUUUGUAAUCACGAUUUCCUGUUCUCCUAUCGAUUGAUCCUUAGGCUUAAAAACUUUCCAGCUUGUAGUGAGUGUCUUCAGCUGUUGUAUUUCUUGAAACAGAACUUCAUCGGUCAAAUACUGCUCCGGCUGAGGUUGAAUUAUUUAAGUUUACUCAUUUUCGAUUGUUGUCUUUCUAGCUGGACAUAUAAACUUUUUCAGAUCAGCACAUACACAGAACCUGCCAAUGUUUCAUGAAAACGACUUCACUGAAAGCUGUAGUUUGUUUAGCAAUUCGUUUAUUUGCUAAGCAUCAAAGAAACCUUUUUAAUUUCUCCUGUUCAUAGCAAUCAACCAGAUGAUAUUUCUACAGCGAUCAAGUGAGCUAAUGUACAAUAAUUCUUUUUUACAGAACGUCUGAUGAGAAUAACAAAGAGAAAUUUGCAAGGUAUUCAGUUUACGUUGUGUGAUCACGUACGAUUUGGUAGUUUUAUUCCCGCCCCAAGGUUUUUGCAACUACUUCCAAGUAACAUAGAAUAUACCAAGACCAGUUUUUACUAUUUCUAUUUUCAUGUGUGUGACGUCUGACAAUAAUUAUAAUGUUCAAUGUUUUCUUCUUUUCUUCAAAGAACACAAAAAAUUGAAAUUUUCAACGGUGGCACUUUAGUUAUUUUCCUUUUUAUGUGUUCUUUCUUCAAAUAAAAUACUUCUCUAACAGCUGUAAAUUAUAAUACUUAAUUAAGGUCUUUUUAAAUAUAAACUAUCCUUUCUUGGUUUCAACCAAAUACUAUAAAUAUACAUUUUGUUUGUCAUCCUUUUCAAAUCACUUCUUCUAAACUGACAAGUGACAUUAAAUGUAAUGGUUGAGUAAUCUUGCUCGUCACAUCAAGGGUAAACCUCAAUCUAACCUCUUGAAUGUGCAGUUGUUACUGAACAGACGAUAAAGGUGAAGCAAAUACUGGUGUCUUAUUUGUUUCAUCUUCAGAUGUUUCCAUCAUUAACUGUAUUAAAAAUAAAUUGACAAUUCCAAAACAAAAGUAAUGUUAUUUCCUUUUGCUCUUACGCCGUUUUCAACUUCCUUCCAUGUGGAUGCAAGUUUUCUGGGUGUCAUUUUUCGACACAAAAAUGAGUCUUAUUAAUGACAACAAUCAUCAUAUGGCAGUCUUGCUAGCUACGCCAGUGGUCCUUGUAAACUUAUUUUUGCUCUUGGGUGACAGGAAAAUUAAUGUUACCUUUUACACACAACUUGACACGACUUAUGUGCUGGCCGCCCUAGAUUUCAUAGGCUGAGAGGUUUUGAACUCCCUACAAUUUUCCUUUGAGUACAGCCUUGACAAUGCUAAUUUUAUUGUUAAAUGUCUUGUAAGUUAACAUUUUUGUUACGAUAAAAUGAACAGUACAUUUGUACAAUGCUUUUGUUUUGAGAUGUGUUUUUUUUGUCAUUUGCAGUGGCUUUAUGGUAGUUUAGUAUAGUUGUUGUGGUAAAAUUUUUCCUUGGUAUAAAUGUCAUUUUUUUUGUAUGAUGUUGCCUUUUAAUGUGUUUUGAUUCAAAGGAAAAUAAAAGUCAAACCAAGUAUAAAAUUGAACUACACUUUAAGCAAUACUAUUUUUCACAGAACACUAAUCAUAAAUGUAGGGAAGAUUCACAAUGUUGUCAGUAAAAUGUUUCACAGAGAGACAAAAGUUACUUUGGUGAGAGUAUGUUAAAGUGCCAACCAAAUAAAUCACAGACAACGGCAAUACUUUGUUAAUAAGCUGAUAAUAAUAUAACAGACAUACUGCACCCCUUCUUUUCAAUACUACAAAUUUUGUUGUGAUCCAAACUGCUAAAUCAUUGAUGACCUGCUUCAAAACUAGACAUUUGUCUGGAAAAGUCUUUCAACUGUCUUCUUGUCAUGGUAGCAGUAUACACUCUUGAUUUAUCAUUGCUCUUUUUUCUUCACAUGCCGUAGUAAAAUCCCUUGUAAUUCAACCACUGUUUUCUUGUGACAUAUGGUUUGUUUUUCAUUAAAAUAGUUUAUCCUAAAGACAGCCAAAUUUUGAUUGACUGUUGACCUGUUUUGUUUGAAGACAUGUUAAAAAAUUGUUGUAAUGUUGUUGCAAUAGAAACAGAUAACAUCUAAUUUUCUGGUUUGUACAUGUCAUCUGGGCAAAACAAAAAGUAAUUUAAGUUGCCAAAAAAAAAAUACAUUUAGAUUUUCUGUGAGCUUUUAAUAGUGCGAGUAUGAAUUAUAACAGCAUGUUUACUUUUUAUUUACAUUGACAUUAUCUUGAUACUUCUAAAACUAAAAACUUAAUUAAUAGAAAUAGUGGUAGUACCAAUAAUAAAAUAAAUAUAUAAAUAGGUAUAUUGAAGGAUGUAUUCAUAAGCCAUGAUAAAUACAAUAGUCAGAUUUAUCUCAAUAAGAACACUUAGCAACUCAUUCCCAUCCAUGGUAGUUCAAAAGCAGAUACCCUAUUUAAGUGUCAUAGACUGUCUGGAGGAGAAUAGAUUUCUUGGGUCGUAAUGGCCUUCUGGUCUUGAGAUGGGACUGAUAUUAAGCUUGCUGCUUGUCAGUGCAGGGACUUGUGCAUCAUUGUCAAUCUGGCAAGUCUCAGCCUCGUUUCAAAACUCUGCCUUCCCAGUUGCUGUCAGGCAUAUUUGAUAUAACUUUUGUCUCUUUUAUGUGUAAUACAUAUUUGACCCUUUAGAGUAGAGGUUCUGUUGCAUUUGAAGAUUUCAAGUUGCCGGGUAAAUACAACAAGUAGGUGGAGAAUCAAACUGCUAGGCAUUUCUUGUGGUUCUAUUUUUCUUCUAUUUUCCAAUAAAAGUAGUAGAUGUGCUUUUAAUGAAACCCUGAUUUUUUUCAAAAGUUACUGUGUUCCUUGCUUGUGUAGAUGUGCUUUUACCAAGAUUUUGCGGAAAUGUUUUACAGGGAAAAUCACAGUGAGAUUGAGAGAAGACGGAGGAAUAAAAUGAAUGCGUACAUCAAUGAAUUGUCUGAUAUGGUACCAUCUUGCAAUGGGUUGGCAAGAAAACCAGAUAAACUCACUGUUUUGAGGAUGGCUGUUAACUACAUGAAAUCACUGAGAGGAUCUGGUAUGUAUCUGUUUAACCCUUUAAACCCUAACAUCAAAAUUCAAAUUCUCAUUUGUUAUCCCUAUACGUUUUCAAUAGAAGAAGUAGGGAGAAUUUCUUGAAGUAUCGGUAAGAUUCAUCUUGUGUGUUCAUGUCCUUAAUUCUCAUGACCACUCUGUUUUAUAAAGCAGUGACAUUACAAGGAGAAAUUUGACGCUGAUCAGUCUUAGGGCUUAAAGGGUUAAUAAUGUUGUUAUUAUUUUGAGAUAUGGCAAAAUAUUAAUGUCAAUGGCAAAACAAUACAAAUUAUUUUGACUUUGUCUUAUUGUUCACAUUAUCAUCUGUUUCUCACAGUUCUUGAAAAGUUAUUCUACAUUUGUAAACAGCUCAAGUAUUAAUGUUGUCCUACUGCAAGAAUGAUACAACUGCAUUCCUAUGGGUUUUCAUGUGUUUUUGUUUGUUAUUUAUUAUUAAUUCCAGGUCAGACUCCUGAUGUGUCUCACAAGCCAUCAUUUUUGUCUGAUAAAGAACUAAAGCACCUCAUUUUGGAGGUAAAAAAUAAAAAAAGUGCAUAAUGUGAAAAAGUGGCAUGGGCAUCAGGGUUUUUAACAAGGCCAGGUAGUGGGCUGUUUGACCAGCUGUUAAUGUAACAUAACUUGCCCCUUUUUUGGUCGUAAAUGUUUUUUACUCCAACCGUUUUCCCCUGUUUAUUAAAACCUUCAUGUUCAAUACCGUAGUGAAACCGUUGAUGCACGUUCUAGAUGAAUGCUUCAGAGUAUGAGAAGAAAAAUGCACUAUUUUUUUCAGGUCUAAACACACGUUUUUCCUUUAUGAACAGUUACAUGUUGUUGGUAUAUCUGUUGAACUAAUAGGAGCACCUGAAAUAUUUUAGGAAUGUUUAUUGUGAUAUGACCAAUCGCAGGGAAGAUCAGGACGUGUAAACAAGCCACAAAACCACAAACUAUUACAGAUGCUAUUAGCUGUUUUUCCCAUGCCUGAUUUGUCUCUUUAAUAGUUUUCUUGACUUUGUUUGGUGUGAUGAAUCAAAAUCACAUUCAACUUUGAUUAGUUUAUCUGCAUUCACCUUGGCAGCCAUUGGGUUUGGGGGAUUGAACAGAUUGUCGCAAUUUAUGUGUUUUAAUGUUUGAUUAACUGGUACUUUUUUAAUUCUCAAUCCUUUCAGGCAGCAGAUGGAUUUCUAUUUGUGGUGAAUUGCCGCACCGGGAUUGUGGUUUAUGUUUCUGACUCCAUAACUCCAGUGUUAAACCAGCCUCAGGUAUUGAAAAGUAACAAUAAUAUUAUUAACUGGUCAUCUUCCUCUCUUCACUCUUAGUUUGACAAUUAUGUAAGGUGAUCACUCACUGAGGUUUGGUCAGCAGUCAAGGCUUUGGCUUACGAAUGAUGCUUGUUAUGUAAAGAGAUUAUAAUGGAACUCUGCCAUAUCACCACUCCAUCACUAUGACUGCAUUUUUCUGAGUCCCAGUAGUUAUCUUUAUAAUUUGACCAGUUUAAUUCCUGGUGGGAGCCAAACAGCCAAUCUGUGAAACAGUAACUCUUUUGAGAGAGAUGUUUAUCCAGUCACAACCCUCCUAGUCAAAGUUUUUGCUUGGUUGCCUGGUUUAGGGAGACUUUUUUUCAAAUCAAGUCUUGUAGGCACCGUUGUGACCAAAAUGGUCGCAACUUGGAGGGUUGAGUCAGUGACACAGGCUGCUUGGAAGAAAAAAAUCUGAGUGCUCCCAAUAGGCUUCAAACCUAUGACCUUCUGGUUACUAGUCCAGAUGCUCUGCCACUGAGCUACAGGAGACUCAUGGGAUCUAAGACCACUUAGUCAUUAAGAGAAAAACACUUAGCACAAGCCACGACAGGUAACGACAUGCAAAUGUAGUGGCCUGACCUCAAGAGAAAGGCUGCAAAAACACGCGAACCCUUGCAAAGCAAUUAGAGCUCCCCCUCUACAUGAGACUGCUGGCCAGCCAUGUCUCGAGUUUGACCUAGCCUUAUUUUCUUGAAGCCUCAUUUAAGAGUCCUUAAGUUAAUGUUGGUGGUAUUUAGUGGUAGUUUGGUGUUGCUGUGGAGUUAGUGUGACUUCUGCUUCAGCCAAUUUUGCACUCAUUUUGGAAUAUUUGAAGUCAAGUUACACAACAAAAAAAGCAAUGUUAAACAAGAUUUAAAAUUAAUAGCAAACAUGUGACAGCAUUUGCUAUCUCAGUGCAUGGUUCUGGCACAUAUACCCUCUGUCAUGCUGGAAACAUGAAGUAGCCACAGCUUCAUGUGAGAGUCCGCUGACCUCGAAAGACUCAAAUCCAUGAUGAUCAUUGUUCGAUUGAUCUUUAUUGUAGUUUAGCCUCUACCUGUACACAGGUGAGUAGUUCUUCAAUGUAGGCUGUUUCAAUCAAAGUGACUCCCUCCCUAACCUCACUGGAGUCAUCUCAAAACUUUUGGUGUAAAAUACGCCAAGUUUAGCAUUUUUGUGAACCCUGCUCAGUGCCAGAUUCAGACCUUGAGAUAGGGGGUGAGGGGCGGUCAUCCAGACUCUUAGAAUCCGCCACUGCUGCUAUUCAUCUUACCCUUCUGUUGUAUUCUUACUCUAGAGUGCAUGGAUGAAUCAGGAGAUUUAUGAUUUAGUUCACCCAGAUGAUGCUGAAAAAAUAAGAGAUCAGCUUUCUGCUACUGAGUCCCCAGAUGCUGGAAGAGUCUUGGACUUAAAAAGUAAGCUGUUUUAAAAACAACUAAAAACUGAAGUGGAUUGUGUUAUUUUGAUAUUAUAAUAUUAGGAGCAGUGUUCUCACCAGGGUUUUCAACAGUCGGGACCAGAGGACCCGUAUAGAAGCUAAAAGGGGUCAUGAGGAAGAAACGCAGGUCACAAGUUUCAGAUACAUAUAACUCAAAGUUUUACAGUUCUGAGUUCAGAGUAAAUACCUCAUACUUUCUUUAAUAAUGGAUUUCCAAUGUCCAAUUUAUUGUAAGGGAAUGUAUGUAUUUGUAUGUUUGUGUUCAUGGAUUGUAAUAGGCUCUUUUUUCCUUUUGACCCCUUGGGCAUCUCCUGAAAUAGUGCGACACUGCCACAAUUUCGUGGUCUGGCAAGAACACUGUUACGAGGCAUACCGCAAGUCAAUAAGAAUAUUUUGUUUCAGCCAUCUAGUACUUAUUGUUUAGCAAAAUUCAGGCACUGUCUUGUCUCUCUCAUGGCAGUGCAGAUCUGUGUUUUAGUGUAAGUCCCAUCAAGGUUUUGUGUUUGGCUACUGAUUAGUUGAUAAUCUUUGGAUUGUGGGCUCAAUUUUUUUUUAAAAUAAUUUUUAGAGGUGAAGAGGUAUUUAGUUCUCUGAGCAAUUUUCUAUUGUCUUUUAUUUGAAAGCUUUUUGUUUCUUGUACAUGUAAGCAGUUUUGUUCAUGGUCUGACUACUUUAUGUAUUAUACGGUGUUUAACAGCACAAUAGACUGGUAAUAUUGAAGUUAUUGUUUUCUUUUCCCUUGAAAGCUGGAAGUGUAAAAAAGGACAGCCAUGGAGGUAAGAGUAAGUCUCAAAAAAUGAUAUUUGUCCUUAUGCAUUAUUGACUAAGUGCAAGGUUUUAAGCCAUUUUUUUUAGGCCAUUGUGCAGCCAUCUUGACUGAAAAAUCCUGGCCAAAACCAAACCCCAUUGCAAAAAUGGCUGCUUGAUUAAUAUUCCUUUGUUUAAAUUAAAAUUAGCCUGACUAGCCUCGUUCUUCAGUGCAAAAUUCAAAAGAAUACAUUAUCUCAAGUGAGGCUAGUCAGGUUAAUUUUAAUUUGAACGAGACAAUAUUAAUUCAGCAACCAUUUUUGCAUUGGGUCCAGUACACGGCAGGGCUGUUCUCUAGCAGUGCAUGGUGGCCCCUGAUGUCUUACUUUUGCUCUGGGGCCAACUAGGUUUUUUUUGUUUUCACAUAAAAAUCAUAUGCUGGGCACCCAGAAGUUCACAGGCUCAGAGCAUUGGGCUUCAUACAAUUUGUAGAGUGCAAUGUUGUAUGUCCAACAAAUACAAUGGGAACAUUGAAAGUAAUCCUGAGCAAACAUUGAGAUCCAGGUAGCCAAUCAGAACACAAAAUUCACUUUAACUUACCUGCUCGCAAAGCCAGCCAUGUAAUACAUUUAAAAUAAUGUUAGUUUUCUUGUCUUGAACACCUUGAAGGGGCAAUGUCAUGAAAUAGGACACACCCAAUGUAAUAUUAAUUGCCACAAUGGAACAUUAUUAUAAUGUUCCUGGUAAGAUGACUUGGGUAUCAUAAAAAGAUUCAAGAGCUGACCUAUCAAGGAUUAACCUUUUGUCAAAGUGUAGUUGUUUAAGCAUUGCUGAACCCAGUUCAAAGACCCAAAAUCUUUUUUUUAGUUGAAUCAGUUCUGAUAAAAAAUAAAACAAAAUAAAAACUUUGUAUGUUAAUCCUGCAGUGCCACUGAAAAAAAGUGGAAUAAUUAUAAUGUUUUGUGGAUUCCUUUUGCUAUUUAGCUCUAUCCAGAAUGUAUUCCAACUCCAGAAGAAAUUUUAUCUGCCGCAUGAGAUGUGGUCAGGAAGAGGGUGAGACCACAACAAGAGGGAAGGACAAUCGUCUAAAGCUUCUGGAUGAUGAAUAUGCCAUUGUGCAUUGCACUGGUUACAUCAAGGUAACAUUAUUACAACCCCGUGACUCCCACGAAUGUCCCAAUCAAUACUUCUUAAGAAGCCAUCUCCUGUUGCAAGUUAGCAGUUUGCAUUCUUAUAUCAACUGAUAAAACUGUCAGGGUCCUCUUUAUCAGGUGGUAACCAGUAAAAUUUACCGCCUGAAGCAGUACUUCUUACCACCUGCAACCACUUGAAGGUUUACUAAAAUUAAAUAAGUACUUUUGAAAAAUACGCAAGUUGUGGUCCAAUUCGAUUCUGUCAGGGAAAUGAGUACUGUAUUUCCUUGAGUAACAGCCGUCCCUCAAUUAAUCACCUCCCUUGAAUAAUUGCCUCCCUUUGAUGGAAAUAUUUAAAAUAAUUGCUUCCCCCAGCCCCCUCAACAUCUCCUCUUUCCUUUAUCCUCUCCCUCUAAAGUUAAAAAUUGUCAAACUCUUUUCAUUCAAUUGUUUAUAAUGACAUUGAAAAUUAAUCAAGGAACCAAAUUUGGAACACUUAAAAAGCCCAUGUUCAGUUUACUUGAUGUGAUUAUUUUCCAAUUUACUGGGAUAAUGAAACAUGAAAUAAUUGCCUUCCCGAAAGGUUUCCAUUUUGAGGUCGCCUCGCACCAUUGGAGUGCAACCCUGAUUUUACUACAGUGGAAUUCUGAUUUUUCAAACCACCUUGGGAAAAGCAAAUUGGCUUGAAUCAUCAAGAGGUUUGAAAAAACAUGGCUAAAAUUACUGUGUUUGACUGGUGAAUGGAAGGUAGGCUUGGUUUGAAUUAUAAGGAAUUUCAAAAAACAGAGAGUUUGAGAAAUAGGGAUUCUACUGUCAAAGUUAACUUUUGUUGUGGCUCACAACAUUCUGUACAUUGACAGAGUUUUGGAAAUAACUCUGCUGUUGGUGGCCCCGGAGGUGAUACUGAUCCUAGUGAAGCAAGUUGUCUUGUAACUAUCGGAAAACUUCAGCCAACAAGCGUUCCUCAGGCUAGUGACUUGGUCAGUUACCCACCUGUGACAGAGUUUGUCUCCAGACACAGCUUGGAUGGAAAGUUUACAUUUGUGGAUCAGAGGUAGUUAUGGGUUGAGUGUAUAACGUAAUAAUACAGUUAAGGGCAGGGUGCAGAGAAAGAUGUGUCUGAUAGCUUGGGGCUAGUGGAUUUUGCUAUUGGGCUGGUGAAUUCUGGUCUUAACUUGCCCAACAGCCAAAUGAAGGUUUUUGGGGAAUUAGAAUUACAGAAGAACUGUAGUAAAUCCUGCCUAUCAAAAAAAAUUUUUUUUCGGGCUUAUUAAAAUGAUUCUUGGGCUUGUACAUGCUAGCUACAGCUUGCCCGAAUGACAAGCGUAUUGACUUUCUUUGCACGCUAAAAGGGGCAAGUGGGCCAAAGAUGGCCCACAAUGCUGACUUGCUAGAGCUUAUCCCUUUCUCUUUAGCAGUAAGUGCCUAGGAGUACUAGUUUUCUCCCCUUAUUUGCAUGUUAGUACCUUACGGGGCUAUCCCCUGUAUCAUGCCACUGGUAACCAAUUAUAUCCUGCUCUAAGGUCUUUUAAAUUUGGCCAAUCCUCGCUUAAAAAAAUGUUUGCAGUUAUCAUUGAGAAGGCUGACUCAAGUAUUAUUUGUCUUUUUAAGUUAACACCUUACAAACAGAUUUGGAGGCCUAAGAAACCCUGUGAGCCUUAGAGAUUGUUUAAAUAAUUGCCUUCCUCUAUCUUCUCCCAGCUUUAGUGUACAUUGUAUGUACAUGUCGUAAAACUAAUGGACACUGUACAACAAGCAACGUGGCAUCACAAACACUACCUUGGUACCACUACACAAGAGUUCCUCCAGAUAAAUUUUGUGGAUUCCUAUCUUCAGUAUCAGCUUUUCUUGAACUCUAUUUUACAUGAGUUUAGUUCAAAGAGAUGACUUCAGUCCUGUGUUUGCAGUACUUGUACAGUGUCAGGGGCAAGCUUUGGUUUUGUCAGUUUGAUAGAGUUAAACUGUAAUAAUAGCCGGUUUUUUUGUCUGUUAUUAGAGUUACAGAGGUGUUGGGGUAUAAACCUCAAGAUCUACUCAAUGAGCUCUGUUACGACUUCUUCCACCCUGAUGAUUUGGAACAUAUGAUGGAAAGCUAUCAGCAAGGUUUGUGCAUAUUUUCUACUGACAGUCAUUGAUAUUUGCAUGUAUAACAUUGAGAAAAGGUAUAAAAAGGUAAGGUUGCAAUCUUCCAAGAGUAUAAAUGGUAGCCAAUAGCCUACCAUGAGCCAAUGGGCCUCACACCAGCAACAGUGUUGAAAAAAUCCCAAUAAUAUUAAUAAAUGCCCAGCAAGAGAAAAAAAAAAUGAGGCAAGAAAAGCGAAAAAAGAAGGGAGGAGAGAAAGCGAAAAGUAAAAGUCAAGACUGCUGAGUCACUUUUAAACCCAAAAACUAUGUGGAAAUUUUGCUUUCUGCGCAUGCCCGAACUUCCCAAGCUGAUAUUUUGCAUCUGGAUCAGAAGGCCGCCAAGUGUACGACCUGUAAACCGGUUUGUGGUAAGUUUUAGCUCUUUAUAGCACGACAGUGACCAGAAAACCACUCGACUAGCUUCAAAACGCGUUUUUCGGCAAAAUCUCCAGGAGCGAAUGGGUUAAAAUUACUGGUUUAUGGGGAAAUAUUUUUCGGCUAUUUUUUGAAUCCUUCUUCUUGCUACAAAUUAUGAACUGAAGGACUUAGAUAAGGGAGUUGACCAGAAAGGUGUGAUGUUGAAGACUGUUUAAUUGGCUGGAUGGUUAAUGUGAUAUUAAUAUUAUUGCCCUUAAGUUCCAGGUGUGGUUGGGAUCUUUAAGCCCCAAGAUCCACAUACAAAUUCUGCAGACUGAUUUCCAUACAUUUCUUUUAACAACAGUUAAGAGAAUUUGGUGUAAGAUCAAAGUAUUCUCCCUUUGGUAAUCAAUUUAGUAAUUCUCAUAACCUUUACUCUUGAUGAUCUGCUGAUGUUGUUAGGAGAAAAUUGAUUUGUGUAGAAUUAAUUGCCUUCUAGACUGCAAGCAAUCUCUUAUUUUCCUUCUAAGUCACAGUAGGUCAAGAGCAUAAUUGUGACCCUUCAUGCGAAAAGGGGGCUUAUGGAUUUCACUAAAAACCGUGAAUUUUUUUCACGGUCACGGUGCGUGAAUUAGAGUUUUCACGGCGUGAAUUUCAAAUUCCACGCCCGUUCACUCCUUGCGAGAAUUUUUCACUCUUGGCGUGAAACUGAUCAUGUUGCGAAAGAUCAUCAGUGUAAACUUUCACUCCGUGAAAUUAAGAGUGAACACAUUUUCACGCCGUGAAACAUGUCGAGGGUGAAUGAAAUCUAACCUGUUUUUUUUUGUUUUGUGUUUUUUUCUCGCCCCUUUUCGAACUGGAAAAAAACGAGAAUACCUGGUCACGUCAAGCUAAAUUUGUGGAAGUUGAUCCCACGCAAAAAAUACUAGCUAGUAGCUCAUGACAGAAAUAAAAAAAAGCGUAUUCAGACUAUUCCGCGUUCAGGCCUGUAAAGCCACAAAUCACAAUCAAACUAGUCACAAUUUCUUGUCGAUAUUUUUAUGUGUUCAUGGCAAGUAUUUUAUUAGAUAUGCACGAUCGGAACUGCGUGUGUUUCAUGUCAAUUUGCAUUGUUUACAUUGUCUGUAACUGCAACAGUCGGUGACCUUUGCCUCCUUUUUUUUCUUCUCCUCAACGUGCAAAUUUUCCCACUGUCGACGUCAGAGACGAUUAGUUAUUUACCAAACAUGGCAAGGUUUUCACUCAAGAAACCUAACGAAAUUCUUUGCGGAAAGACUAACUUUUACUGCCAUUCCUAAAACCGGGAUAAUUGUCGUCUGUGUCGACGCGCAUUGCAGUGAAGUGACUGAUCUUAUCUGCAGUUUUGUAGCCCCAUCAUCAUCCAUCACACGUGCAAACUCUACUUGAUUUAUCAUGCUCCAUUUCAAGUUCCUUGUCUCAUUGCUAAAUGUUAUACUCAAAAUUUCGACGUUACAACGAUCUGAACAGAAGGGUAAAAAUGAAAUAAAUCCAAAAGAUAUCACGCAACAUCAAAACAUGCGUUACAUAUUUCUUCAUCUUGUCGCCACCGAGUCUAGCAUUUGCAUAACUUCGUGGAAGAGAUAAAAGCUUCCAAAUUCUUUUAAAUUUUAAACGAUACUUUGUAAAUUUAGAGAAUACAAAGACGGAAUCAUGCAGUUGUUGAUUAUCUUCGGCCAUCUUCGGUGUCUUUUUUAAGCGAUUUGAUCUGUUUUGCCGAAAAUCAAAAAGUACUGACCAGUACAUGUUACAUUCAUCUGGGCAAAUAAAGGCUUGCAUGACAUCUAAACAGUACACUUUUGAAAACAAUGUUACAUUAAUUUUCAUUUUGACUGUUGGAAGAUUUUCACGGCGUGAAAUUAAAUUUCACGGUGACUGAAAUUUUUCACGGCAUAAAAUAUUUUCACGGCCAUUAUAAACUUUUUCACUGCGUGAAAUUUUCACGGUAGCCGUGAAUUUUUCACGGCGUGUUCACGGCGUGAAAGAGAAAUUUCACUCACAUUCCAAAAAUUUUUCUUACUUUCACGGCCUGGAUCGUGAAAAUAGGCAUAGCAUGAAAUUUAGAUAAGCCCCCAAGUCGCGUGAAGGGUCACAAUUUUACUUUGUCACUCACCACACGUGGCUCUGAGGAAAGAAGGACAACCGCUGGCAGUCUAACUGCCUUCUUAUUUCUUAUCUUAUCUCUAAGCAAGCGAGACUUAAUCCUUUUAAGAGCAUUCUUGUUCAUAGUUCAAUUAGAGAAGAGCGUCUUUCCUUGGAGAAAUAAAUCUAGAAAGCAUCAUACUGAGUGCAGUCAGAGUGGUCAGAUGUACCAAUCAGCCAGUAGCAGUCUACAUUGCUCAUAAACAUUAUUACAUCUAGCAUCAGCUGUUAGAGUAUAAUAAAGACUGUACCAUUGUAGGAUGACAAUAAUUGCAGUUGAAAUACUUCUGUUGGCAUUACAGUGAAACCUGUUUUAAGUGAACCCCAUGUUAAGCAGACUCCCUUCACUAUUAUGUGGACAAAUGGCUCAGUAUGUUUCAAAUGGUUCUUCUCAUAUUUUAAGUAAAACAAACCUGUAUUUAGUAGACACCAUUAUUAAGUGGACACUAACAAAGGUCCCUUGGGCGUCAGCCGCCUUACACAGUUUCACUGUAUUGUUCAACUGACUGUCUUUGUCCGAGCAGUAUGGAAUGAUUAGUUUUUUAAAUCUAAUCGUUGCAAUUUUGAAAAUUGGGUGCCUUAGCUCAUAUUACCUUUGAAUUUUGUUUUCAGUGUAAACAUUAUAGUGUUUUUUGUUUCAGUGAUGAAACUGAAGGGCCAAACACUGUCUGUGAGGUACAGAUUCCGCGCCAAGGAUGGGAACUGGGUGUGGCUUAGAACAAGCUGCCACAGCUUUCAGAAUCCAUACACUGAUGAAGCUGAGUACAUCGUUUGCUCAAACUGCAUGGUACCAAGGUACGUGUCUUGAAAAAUUUGGGGUGAAACACUUCACCAAAUUUGUGGUUGAAAGUUGAGUGACACUUGUAUUUUUGACUUAAUGUAUCCUAAGCGAUCACUUACAUGUAGGCCAUGUAUAUAUCCACAGUUAAUGGCACAAAACAUUAAAAUUGCUGCCUUAAACAUGUCAAAGGAUAAUAACAAUUACUUCUCGAGGCCGAAUGGGCUAGCUAGUGACUCAGAGGCCAUGAGGGCGAGAGGAAUAAUUGUUUUAGUAAAAUCCAACCAGUCGAGACAAAACAUCUUAAGCUAGCAAAACACGAUUCAGCCGCCAUUGUUUUGGUUUUCAAAGCUGGUGCUUUUCGCUACUAGUGGGCUAUAACGUAUAGCCUAGUAGUAGCUCAACCAAUCAGAAAGCUGCAUUGAUAAUAGACCACUAGUUGGAUUUUACUAAUACUCAUUAUUUGAACCAUCUUAACUAGGUACUUUCAUAGCACAUUGAAAAAGUUGCUGGAGUACAGAAUCAUCCCAAAAAUGUUUUUCUCAGUACAAAUGCACCCAACCAUUGGAUUCUGCAGUCUCCAACAAGUUUGCCAGUCAUUGUUAGAUAACAUAAAAAUAGCUAACCAGAAGUGGUUUUUCUCAACAGCUCUCUUACUGGCUUUCUCUAUUUUAAAUUUCGUUUUGUCUUUUGGUGAAGAUGCCUGUGGAUUUUUGCUAUGUGCAUUCUUCUCCUUUUGAGGACAACUUGAAUUAUUCUGUUCGCCAAGAGUACUGUUUUGAUUAUUUGCGGCAUCACAGUAAAGCUAUGUGCAAACGGACACAACAACUCCCAACAGUGUUGGGACCUGCAGUGCAUAGUGGGAAGGAUACACCUCAUAAGACUUUCCAACAUUGUUGCGCUACGCUUUGGCAAUCACGGAACAAACGAAAUGUUGGGAGUUGUUGGCUCAAAAAUUUGACCACUUUCAAACUUUGUGCAACAACUCCCAACAACAUGCAACAGGGUGUGUAAACCGAUGUAACAUGUAGCAUCCAACAAUUUUGGGAGUUGUUCGCCAACAAUGUUGCAUCUGUUUGCACGGUGCUUUAAGAUGCUAAACAUUAGGCUUCCAAGUUUUGAAGGCAAUACUUACUUCCUUAUUUUUCUAAAUCUAGUAACAAUAGCAUGCAGCCAAUCACCCUGAAUCUAUCGAGUCCCACAAUGAACUCGUCUCGCAGUGGACCUCUGACUGGCAGUACAGAUUACUCUGAUAUCUCACCGCACCCAGACUUGACAAAUCCUGAUUCCACAGCUGCCUCACUGUAUCAGAGACACCCACAACUUAUGGCUGGGCGAGAAGAUGUCAUGUGUCACUUCUCUCCUACUGGGGCAGUUCAAAAAGGUUAGAAAAUGCUUUAUGUUAAAAAGUCUUCUUCAAAGAAUGGCGUCUGUGACUGUGGCUUUCACUUGAUUGAGUAUUCUCACAUAGGAUUUUAUUUACAACUGUAUGGGUCAAAACUGCUAUGUAUUAUUAAGAGAGUCAGUCUAUCGGCUUUUAGUAGGAGAGAAACCUUUAUUUAUUUUUAUCAGGGUAGCCCAUUCAGACACCUUAAGCACUGCUAUCAAUUGGGGCCCGGAUAAAAAUUAAAAUGAUAAAACUAAUCAGGACUAUAGAAUACUAAGAUAUGUCUUCUAAAGGUAAAGGCUAAGAAAAAGUUAAUCUUAAGAUAUGGACUAUAUACAGUUGCAGUGAAUAUAAAGCCACAACAUUUUGCUUGUCUUUGUUUACGAGAAGGUAGGAACUUAUUUUGCCACAAAAUCAUUCAGACAAUUUUUUUCCAAAAUUCAAGAAGAAUACAAAAUUAUGUCACCAUUGUGCUGAAACACACACAAUGCUCUUACUAUGUUCUAUCAAUUUAUCCAAAAUUUAUUAUUCAAUUUCUUUGCAACUGAUUUGGUAAAUACUAAAACAACUCUCUCUCUCUGUCUGGGUAGUCGAACCUCUCUCGUACAGACACCGAAGGGACAGAGAAAAGUGUCCACAUUAAUGAGAUGACUGUAUUCUAGAGACUUCAUCAAGACUCCAAUGACAGUUUUAAGUGUUAGUAACAAAAAACAGGCCACAUAUGUGUCUUAACUGUGUCUAAACUGAAAAGAGCAAGAAAAAAGGCUAGUCUGUCAAUGAAAUGGUGCACUUUGUGAGCACCAGGGCCUGGAACUUCUCCUCCGUGCCUAAAAAUUGCUUAUUCUAUAUUUUGCAAUAAAAGACUACAUCUGAUAAUUUGGAUUUUAUUAUUUAUUUCUGUUUGUUUUAGUAUCACCACGGAUUGGAGAAGCAGGUUUGGAAGCCCUCUCUAAGGUAUGAACCUCUCCAGUUUAAUUUACAGCAUUGCCAGUGUAUGGUGUCAGUGAUGCAAAUUCCCUAAAGCAGGGUCCGAAAUUAACUUUUUAAUACGGGCGCCAACUGGCGAUCAAGUAUAAACUUUUGGUCGCCAGAGGGCAAAUUGUGGUCGCCAAAAAUCCCCCCUCCUUUUUUUUUCAAAUAAAAGUUUAAACAAGAAUUAUGGUAUGGAUGUUUUUAUGCUCAAAAAUUGCACUACUUCUGCUCCCGAUACCAGAAAGCAACCGUAAGUGUACGAGUGAAGUCUUAUUUUUUCCACAAAUUGCUUUUUGGAGAUAUAAAGCUAUCUGGCCUAGAACGUAGGAACAGAAAGCUGUCUGCCCAUGACUGCACUGAUCAUAAUUAUCAAAACUCUAUUUUCUCCCGAUAACUACCACGAAACACGAAACAUAAACACGAGUCAAGCUGCCAUGUUGCUCGUACCAGGCCACAACUGUGCCACAUUACUCAUACCAGUCCACAAAGUACAUAAUGUACUUACCGUAUUUCAGCUGAAACCAACAUGGCGGCUUGGAAACGUUCAACUCGUAUUGAUCGUAGCUGUUGUGGAGGUAUUAGGGAACUUAAGAUGGAGACGUUUUCGGGGCGACGGCGACCGGACUGGCAGAGAAAGCCUGGAACUAAGGCAGCCGUCGCUCCCCGUCAAAAAUAGAACAUUAAGAUCGCAGUGAACUCAGAAGAAGGGCGCCUUUAAUUAGAAGAAUACCGAAGAGGAAAAUAUGGCUUCACAUAAAGAAUGAAGAGAAUAAAUAUUUGCUAUGCAGACAACAUGUAUCGGAUGAAGAGUUUCUCGUUUUGAGGGAAAAUUAUGAGUCCAAAAAUCCCGAUUUUCCUCGGGACAGUUACGAUCCGUCACGCUAAAAAACAUGCGGGAUGCAGCUGAGUUCAAGGCAGAAUUUCGUGUUGAAAAAAAAUGAUCUCCACAGGCUUGCCGAAGCCUUGCAAAUUACAGGGACAUUAAAAUGCUACCAAGGAACCGUAUUAUUAGUUUGGUAUUGAAAUAAUUCCCGGGAAAUACUUGCAUGCAACAACAACAACAACGGCAACAACUUUAUUUCAGUAUUCCCACGCCGAGUUAGUACAUGGUAUUACCUACUAUUCUAUAUAAUUUUCAAUGCGAUUCAUUUAUAUGAUAUUCUAACGAAAAGAGCGAACUAAAAACACACAAUUGAAAUAUCGGAGUUCAUAUUUUUUGUCUGGAUACUUUUAUUUGGCUCGUGGGAAAAUUUUGUCCCGUGUCAAGCUCACUUACGGUUGGCUGUUUGCCAAGUUGGAUCUUGACCCUGUGACAUGAAAACAUAGAAACAUUCAAAGAUGUAAGUUUUGAUAACAGAGCUUGGAAAUCGAGCUUGAAAUGUGCCUCAAAGAAAACAAGGACAAUUUAAGAACGAUAAUCUGCAAAAUGUUGGUUGCUAAACGCAACAAACCUGAUUGAAAUGAAAGUUAAAUACUCACGUUUUUGCCACAACGCCAAACAGACCUGUCUCACGUCGCCGACGGGACCACGACGGCAAGGUGGUGAGCACCAGCAUGCGCAAUAUCCAACAAAUGAUGAUGUCACGUCCGGUUGAAGUUGCCGUCGCCCCGAAAACGUCUUUAUCUUAAGUUCCCAAUUAUUACAGGAAGAUUCGUUUCACUUUUAAUUAAAAAAUAUCAGCAGGACAAAAAGUAAGACACCUGUUGGCAAAUAGCUUCAAGGUUUCAAUUCUUAAUCAGUUCCUCGGAACGUUUAAGUCCACAAUAACAACCAGCUUUACGAGUCGCUAGCUGGCGACCAGCUAUGAAAUUCUGGUCGCCAGGACUAAAUUUUUAGUCGCAUUGGCGACCAGGAAGGCGCAAUUUCGGACCCUGUAAAGUGAUGAACUGUCCUUAAUACUGCCAGAAGGGCUGUCAUUAAGAUUUGAAGCAGCUGUAGCAAAUGAAGUGUCCACUGUAAGGUCUCCCAAAAAUUUAUUGUGUGAUCUUAAGCGUGAGGUGUUAGGGGUUAUAGCCCCUAUUAGAAAACUUAAGCAAUGAUGAUGGCGAUGGCAACAAGAAAGGUAAAAAAGCAAUAGGGUCGGAUUGGCAAAACAACAACUUUGCACGUGCAUCAUGCUUUUUUGCACAUUUCUUAGCCAUCAUUGCAUGACUACAAUGCCUAGUUUCACAUUUUGUCGAGGACAGGAACACAAUACAACAAUGCAGUCCUUUGGAUUUAAACUCCAAAAAAUUUUUCCAACAUUUGGGAAAUUAAAUGAGAUGACAUAAGUGGGAUAAAUUUUGGGUGAAUUUACUUCUUAAGUGAAGUUUUUGUUGCUUUUAAAAGCUGCCUUAAUGACAGCUCUGGCUGGUGCCCACUUCUGGAGAACUUUUCCCAUUAAAGAGACUGUACCAUGGAGUAUGACUUUCCCUUAAUGAUUUGAGAAUCAAAAAAUAGGCUUUUCUUUGACAAUUUUCACCUACAGAAACACAAGGUCUUAAUUGAUCAUACCCCUCAAAAGUAACUGCCACCACUUCAGGAAAUUAGGAAGUUAUCAACAAUUACUUGUAUACUCUGGUCACUUUAAACCAUCUGCCUCUCGCAAGCAAGCAGUUUUAAAUACUCACUUUUGAUUUCUGGAGUAUUUCUGAUUAAUGUCAUGUGCUUUUAGGCCAGUGAGCUCAGUGACAAGAGAGGAAACGCUUCACCAAACACUUCAGUCACUCAAGUACCACAAAAACCUGACCCCACCCUUGUGAGUCCAGUUCCUCCCGGCAGUGGCACUGCUACACAAAGACUAGGAACAGGAAUGCUUCAACACAGCAUGGACCAAAAUAGUGGUAAUAACGGACAAUAAUUUUGUGCGUGUGUGUAGAUUUUUUUUUCUGUGAAGACUUAAUAAGUCUACUUUUUAUCGUCAUGUGGUUUACCGAGAUGACCUAUCAGAGGUAAUGCCGUUAUUCUUUUUUUCAUUAAAGCUGAGUUACAGAAUGUUUGAAUUAGUUCCGUCAGGGUAACUUUGAAAAAUUAAACAAGCAUUCCUUGUACUAAUUUAUGCAUUUCCUCAAUCCAAUAUGCAGUUCCCAAAAGUUUCCAAUUUGGAUUCUGUUAGGUUUUAACUUCAUACACUUGUACAGGGAAUCACACUUAAGAAACCUCCUUCUGAUCUUAAAAUAUCUGUAAAAUGGGUUAGACAAUAUCUGUUGAUGAUUGUUAUUAAUUAUAAUGCUGCAAAAUAAUUUGUUAAAACAAAAACUUUCUUUGUUUUCAGUCGACCUGGAUAAUCAAGAGUUUUCAGCUGGCCAGGCAGGUAGCCUUCUAGCAGCUUUGGUGCAACGACGACAAGCAAUGAUAAAUGCUGCUCAUAGUCAGUCUCCACAAGGAGGCUACAGCCUAAUGAAUGGUGGAAUGGGCUCCAUGUUACAAGCUGGCAUGCCCGGCCAGCAGCGUCCCAUGGGUCCUAUGACCCCCAUGGACCUGCUGAGAGCACAGAUGCCACGCACCAUGGGGGAGAUUAGCUCCAGUGGAAUGAUGGGCUACACUACCACUAUAACGACAAGAAAUGGUCAGACUGGAGGUAAUGCCUCAGUGGUUGCUACCCAGAGUAUGGGAGGUCGAGAUAUGAUGCCAGGUGCUUGGCCUCACCAGGGUGUCAUGCAGAGGCCUGUCAGAGAUGCUGAGAUAAAAGCACCACAAACGUCAACACUUCCUUCCCAAGUAGAAUCAACAGCCCCACCAGGAAUGUACAGUGGCAUGAGACCAGGCACAGGACCAGCAAGCGGGCGAGGGCCAGCACAAGGCUUUCCUAGUUAUUACCAGUAGCACUGACAGAACAUUCUUUAUACCGAGCAUUGUUUGGUAUUUCAAACAUAGAGAUCCAUUGUAACAACAGGACUUAACUUCUGGAAAGUUUGUACAUCUAUACGGGGGUGAAACGUCAGAAAUCUGGGCUGUAAAAUGCAGCUGACGUCUUCUGUGAAGGGUUUUGUCCCAAGCAGAAGGAAAGCUCUAACAAACAAACGUUGCAUUACUAUAGAACAUUAAUGUUCCUGUAUCGUAUACAUGAGAAUCCUUGUAAUGUAACUAAUGUUAUUACACCAUCAGGUUUUUAGCCGUGAUACGGUGUUCUCUGUAAUCAUUGGUGUGUUUUAAUACAGGUGAGGUCAUUAUUGAUAAGAACUUCAGGUAGGGUAGGUCGUGUCUUCUUUCCCUUGUAAAUUACCAGCAAUGUGAAAAUCCUGAGAAACUCACUUGGUGCAUUUUGCAGCACUGGUAGCAGAUUUGUGAUGACUUAUUUCUGAUGUCCAUUCAAGGUCUGUUUUUUUCUUGUAGUACAAUGAUCUACCAUUGGUGGUUUUUUUCUUAUGCAUGCCUUAGAUAGUCAUAGGGGGUUAGAGCAUAUGUAGCAGAUUUUUACUGAUUUGUCUCUAGUUUUCUCUUUGGUCCUCUUUGUUGCCUCACAUGAACAAUCAAUGUACUGGUGGUAAUUGUUGUUGUUUUUAAUGGUUAGAGAGGCUAUUGUCCAGUGCUGUAACUACUGCCCAAACAGUGCAAAAUCAUGCUUCCUAAGAGGGUUUUGGUUUGAGACUGGCACCAGACAAAGUUAGUGAUUCUAAAAUGUGUUUCAAAUUUAAAAGGCAGGUGGUCUUCAGGGCUUCAGGACUAAAAAGUGAAACUUUUUGAAACAGGUUAUUGAGAUGUUGUGGAGACAAUUGUAGAGACAAUCCAUCUUUAAUCCAUCCUAGAAAGUCACUAACUGGCUGUGGUUUUGCAGCAACCUUAACUUAUAACAGUUUCCACAUUGGAAAAUUCAGCAAGUUUUUCUUUAUGUCAUGGGUCCUUUUAUGAGUUUUGCAUCUUUGCAUUGGAGAAGGACAGGAAACAAUUACGAUUAUUUAGAAUGGUUUUAUCAUGGGAUAAAACUGACUACUUUAGUUUUCCAGAUACUUGCAAAGUUGGGGUAAGAAGUGAAAACAAAGUAGUGAAAAAUAUGAUCUUUGAAAAUAAAUAUUUUGCUUACUUAUUUACUUACGAAAGCCUUUGCACGUAUUAGUACUUAGGGAAUACUCGAUGAUGCAUGGAUGUAUUAUAUAAGACACUCUAUAUCCUUUGUUUGUGAUUUACAAACGUCUGUGGGGGAAGGUUAGACAUGCUCAACUUAUUUUUUAUGGCAAAAUAUCUUCAAAAAGAAAGAAAAACGUUCGUGCUGUUACAUAAAUCAUUUUAGAAAAAGGUACCAUACUAAAGAAACCUACAUACUAUUGCAAAACUAAUAAUUACCCUUGAAUGAUCUUCAGUAAGAUGCUCACAGGUUACUACAAUUGUGAAAAUAAAGCUUCUAUAGUGGUCUUCAAUAUACCAAGGGACAUAUAUAGCUGUUUCCAAAUAGAAUUUUUAAUUUUCCCUGUUAUGUUAACUUUGGUAUAAUUUUUAUCAUUUGUAUUUGUACACUCCUUUACAGCCACUGUUUCCCUUCUUUAGCUAUAAAUCAUCGGUUGUUGGCAGAGAGGAUUUGUCUUUGUGGCAAGGAAACAGAUAAGCUACCAUAGAAACUGAAAAGUUACUGCACCAUAAAUCAUCCAGGAAACUUAUGGGACAUAAUUUCGUAUUGCACAGGCUAGAAUGUUUGUUAUCCCAGAGGUACUGUGUUUUAGCUUUUAAUUAGGUACAUGUAGAUAAAUGGUGGUGUAAUAACUUAAAUAAAGCAUUUGAUGAUCAAGCCUUGUGAGUAUUAAUG